AAUCGUGCAACAUGGAUGACAACGGUGCGUCUAGACCAAACACUUUGCUAAAACAGAAGCUGUUGUUUUGGCAACUGCUUCUGCUGGCGAGUGUAGGGAGUUUUCAGUGCUGUAGUGGCGCGCGGUUUCUCGUCCCGUCUAUAACGUUGAUACGAACACCAAGUCACCACAUGACGCUUACAACCAUAACUCAAGCCCUGGUGCAGCGCGGUCAUGAAGUGACAUUUCUCAUCAUUGAUCACCAGGGAGCUGGUGGUUUCCUGCCAGAUUCCUACACGUCAAAGAUUAUACUUCCGAAUCCCAUGACGGACCAAGAUUUACAGGAGUUCAUUGAUAUCAAGGAUUCUUUGACGGAUUUGAUUAAUAUGACCAAGCUAGAAGCAAUGAGGGACCCACGACCAUGGAAAUUAAAAGAGUAUGGUGAUUUUGGUUGUGGUGUUUUGCUUGAAAAUACAGCUAUUCUUGAGCAACUGCGGCUUGCAAACUUUGAUGAACUUAUAACGUACCCCAUCGCUGAUAUCUGCGACACCCUUCUUGCAGCCUACCUGGAUAUUCCAUUUAUCGUUGUAACAGGGACAAAAAGAGUUCUGGCCUUUCACGAAGGGAUGCUGGGUAUUCCGACCCCAGUUUCCUAUGUGCCUUUCAGUAUAAUAUUCACACCAAAGCUGGGACACCAAAUGACUCUCUUUGAACGCAUCCAGAAUGCACUAAUGUUCUACGGUGCACAUUCUGCAAUUGAAUACUUUACUGUCUAUCGCCAUCUACGUCAUCUUCAACGAACCUAUGGUAUUCGACCAGACCUGACUCCAUGGCAGAUCAUCAGUAAAGCAGACCUUUGGUUGUGCCAUAACACUUGGGCCCUUGAAUAUCCAAGACCUAUAGCUCCGAAUUGGAUCCCUAUUGGAGGACUUACCAUCAAGGAGCCAAGACCCCUCCCGGAGGAUCUAGAAAGAUUUAUUCAAGGAUCUGGAGAUCAUGGGUUCAUUGUAUUUACUUUGGGAUCUUCGAAUAAAGCUCUUGCGAGUGGAGCCCUCAAUGAUGUAAUUUCAAAAGUUUUCAGUGAAUUGCCACAGAGGAUACUGUGGAGAUAUUUUGGGGAAAAGCCCCGUUACCUAGGCAACAACACACUGAUCUCGGAGUGGCUUCCACAAAAUGACCUUUUAGCUCAUCCUAAAGCUCGGUUACUGAUCUACCAUGCGGGUAGUGCGGGGGUCUAUGAAGCCAUGAACUACGGUGUUCCGAUGCUCCUCAUGCCUCUGAUAGGUGAUCAGACUACCAAUGCUUACCAGGUAGCAGCGAAAGGGAUGGGUCUCGUUUUGGACGUGAAUGAUUUAAAUGAAGACGAGUUUCGGACGAGUAUUAACAAGCUUCUUAAUGAUGAAAGCUACAGGAUAAGUGCGCAGCGGGCUUCGUUUAUCAUGCGAGACCAACUCGCCAGCCCUCUGGAAACGGCUGUAUUCUGGAUAGAACACGUGAUCAAGUUUGGUGGAGAUCAUCUUCGUCUUCGUUCUACUGAAAUGGGAUUCAUCGAACUCAACUCCCUCGACGUAGUCGCAUUCCUAGUCGUUUUAUCACUUUUCAUUCUUUACAUUGAUUACUUCGUGCUUAGGGGGUGUUACAGAUGUGUAUGUAGAAAUAUGAAAAAACAAAAGACUGAUUAAUCAAAUUAGACAAUAGUUUGUCUUUUUUUCUUCUAAUUGUCCAGAAUGUAACAGAAAUAAUUUUAUUUUUGAGGUAAUUCGUCCUGUCUGAACAAA
This is a messenger RNA of Lytechinus variegatus (green sea urchin), 1757 nucleotides long. Its product is annotated as UDP-glucuronosyltransferase 2C1-like. The record is from RefSeq and is a predicted model, not a curated record. Lineage: Eukaryota; Metazoa; Echinodermata; Echinoidea; Temnopleuroida; Toxopneustidae. Gene Ontology annotation, molecular function: UDP-glycosyltransferase activity. The coding region runs from base 12 to 1661 and encodes 549 amino acids. The transcript is spliced from 4 exons.